Messenger RNA from Moneuplotes crassus, 552 nucleotides. NCBI's taxonomy places the organism in Eukaryota, Ciliophora, Spirotrichea, Euplotida, Euplotidae. The record is from the annotation of a GenBank genome assembly.
AUGGACCCAAGACGUUUAUUUAAACUUGUUAAAAGAAUUAGCAUACUUUGUGUCUGAACAGAGAAGCCUCGAACACUCCUCCGUUCUGGUUGAAGCUCUCCAGCAUUUCGAAGACUUCUUCCGCUCUCCACGAAAAGUUGGUUGGAGCCUUGUUGUUAUGCAGCAUCAUCGAGUAGAAGUCAAAGGUGAUCGCCGCGUCGACUUCGAGAGGGUAGCUUCCCACGUAAGUCUUCUUGCCUCCAACCACGAUCAGAGUCUGGUAGUUCACUGAGUUCUUGGUCACUCCUGUGAACCUGGUUCUUCUCUUGCUGACUUUCUUGUUGCUCGAAAUGGAAGCCUUCUUCUUGGCAAGCACGAAUGGGAGUCCAGUGCCCAGCAUGUAGAAAAGCUUCUCCUUGAGUUUCUCUUGGUGUCUCGAGAAGUCAUAGGUGUGGAUGGCUUUGAUUUGUCUAUGACACUUGACUGGGACCAACGAAACAACUGGGAUCGCCUGAGGAACACUCUUCAACUGGUUCUGAAAGUUGCAAAGACAGAAGCCACUAAAAAUAUUGC